Radiomyces spectabilis is the source of this 1695-nucleotide messenger RNA. Its product is annotated as glycosyltransferase like family 2-domain-containing protein. The transcript has a single exon. NCBI's taxonomy places the organism in Eukaryota, Fungi, Mucoromycota, Mucoromycetes, Mucorales, Radiomycetaceae. The coding region runs from base 418 to 1509 and encodes 363 amino acids. The record is from RefSeq and is a predicted model, not a curated record.
CUGUUGUUUGACCCAUCAAGUUCUUUUUUUUUGUUUUUCUUGUCUGUACUUAACAUUCUUUAAUACAUCGUUCUCGUCGUUUUAUUCACUUUCCUUGUCAAUUAUUUUUUUUUUCUUUCUGUUCAUUUCUAUUUUAAUUUUGUUCAUAUGCUUUAUUUGACCGACGAUUUAGGCCUCUUGCCUUUUUUCUUACCUUUUGGUAUCAUUGGAUUUUAUCGGUACUUGCUUUACUUUAUCAAGGUGGCUGCAUGGCUGGCCUACCGACCUCGACGACCAAAACCCAAUCCAAUCUAUUUACCAGAGGAGGAUGUCACCAUUAUCGUCCCUACCAUUGACGCCGGAGAAGAAUUCAAAAUUGCUGCCAAGAGCUGGCUCGCCUGUCGACCGAAAGAAAUCAUCAUUAUCACCGAAACCGGCAUGCGUGGACCAUUACAGGAACUGGCGAACGAGGUCGAUCCUGAUAAAAUUCGAGUCUUGACUGUACCCAAAGCAAAUAAACGACUACAGAUGGUCGAAGGAGUGAAUGCAACGACCACGGAAAUUGUCGUAUUUGCUGACGAUGAUGCUAUCUGGAAACCCACCAUGCUUGACUACAUUCUCGUUUGCUUUGAGGAUCUAAAGAUGGGUGGAGUCGGAACAAGCCAAACCGUGCACGCCGUGGAUCCCAAUGGCCGUCAAACCCUCUGGGAGAUUCUCGCCGGGUUUCGUCUCACCAGUCGCAACAUUGAAAUUGCCGCGUCGACCCACAUCGAUGGUGGGAUCUGCUGCCUGUCUGGCCGCACCGCCGCGUAUCGUACACUUAUUUUGAAAGAUCCGGCCUUCCAGUACUGUUUUACCAACGAUCUUUGGCUGGGAAAAUACCCAUUGAAUUCCGGUGAUGACAAGUUUUUGACUCGUUGGAUGGUGUCCCACGGCUGGAACACGUAUGCACAGGUCUGCAAAGAAGCCGAACUGUAUUCAACGUUUAAAAACAAUUGGCGAUUUUUGAAGCAAGUGUUGCGUUGGACACGAAAUACCUGGCGAUCGGAUUUCCGCUCGUUGUUUACCGAACGAUUCAUUUGGUAUCGACACCCAUUUGUCGCUUUCACCAUGGUCGACAAGAUCUUUAACCCUCUCACCUUGCUGGCUGGACCGGUGCUCGUCGGUGUGUUUGCUUCGCUUCAGGAACAAAGGGCCGGGCCUACCAAUCCCCCCUUGCCGGCUUGGAACAUCACGGUCUCUUACAUUUGCUGGUUAUUGUUCACUCGGUUUAUCAAGCUGGUGCCUCAUUUUUUAAAACGACCCAAGGAUCUGUGGGUACUUCCCUGCUGGCUAAUUUUUAAUUACUACUUUGCCAUCAUGAAGAUCUACGCUCUGUUUACACUUCACGUCACCGCCUGGGGCACACGCGCCGGCAUCGGUGAACAACUCGCUGCCGACAUCAAAAAGGAAGCCCUCGUUCUCGAAAUGGAAGAAGCCAAUCAACAACAACAUCCGCAUUCAUCUUCUUUUCAUUCCAAUGAAAAAUAAGACGUGUGUACCUGGAUCAUUCAAUCAAUCAACGACGUCUCCAAAGUAACAAACAACAAAUUCACCAUCAACAACUCAUCCCUUCCCAACUUAUUGUCUGAACCCCUGAGUUUUUAUUUCCCAGCAUACAAACCUUCUUACAUUCAAUAAAUUAUCUUUUUUGCUAUUGUUCUAUCAUAUUAAAAC